AUGUAUAUACAUAGCGCGUUGCUAUCGGCAUUUGCCGCGCCAAUCUUGCUCUUGCUGAGAGACUGCACCCAAGCAGGCGCUAAUGCUCUCGAAGCCGGUCGAACAAGCGUGAGCGAGUCGACGCCCGACUACAGACGUAUGUAUCUUGAUAGCCCAUCAGCUUUGGACCCGACUUCGUCCGUUACGAAGUUGCGGGUCUCUGAGAUGGACACGGCCAUGCGCGACAGCGAGGGUCGGAUAGAGAACGAGCUCGCAGGGCUGGUGGACUUUGUUGUUCAUGAAUUGAUGGACGUUGCGAAAAAUACUGAGCGCUUCGGCCUAAAGGAGAAACUUGCGGAAACCGUGACCCGGCCUAUUUUGACAGCUAUCGACGUUCGCGCUGUCCAACGUACCAAGGAAUUUCGGGAGUUUGCAAGAGGCGAGAAACCAAUGGACGCGCAGGCACUCGCAGAUUUGCUGAAACGCAACAACCUUCGACUAUCGAAACUUACGCCUGAACAAGCUGACAAGGUAAUCGACGCUCUUUUGUUUUUUCGAAAGCCGGCAGAGGUGGUGAAGGUGCUCCUGUCGCUCCGUCGGAUCGGCGGCAUGACACCCCGUGCGGACAUGCUGCAUCGACGACUAGCUGUGUACUACAAGAACUUCCCAGGACUAAUGUCUGGCGCAUGGAUGAGGUCAGGAAUCGAUCCCAAAAGGCUUGUCGAGAUCCUCGGAUGGCGUUCGGGUCGUCCGGUUGGAGAUGAGAUGUUACCUGUUGUAUCCGAGUUGUUCCGGUACGUUGGUGAAUUUGGACGAGCGCACCCGAAAGCAGUCGACAAUGAAGGUAUGUUCCGCGUCAUGUUCCCGCGUCAUUCUUCGGCUGGAAUUGAUGCCUCGAUCCGAGUAAUGUCGGAAACCAUUGGCUAUAAAGCGAUCGCCAAUAAGCUGCGAGAACUUUACUCAGACGUAAAAACAGUCGCCUCUGCGAAGCAUGUGGACACCGUCGCGAUUUCAAGUCGAGAAGAGAUAAUCCGUUCGACGGACUUCCGCUUACAAAGGUUUGUGAGAUUCGCCAUAAGCGAAAAGCCCAUGGACCCGGCGGUUUUCAGAGCCAUGCUGAAGGACAAUUUUGACGAUUGGAUACCGACACAUAUGUACGUCGAACCUGCGGAUAUAUUAUCGAUAUUGGUCAAGUAUAGGCCCGCAGCGGAUGUGGCGCAACUACUGGUGUCGUUUCCUUUGACGAGGAGUCAAAAAGAGAGGAUCAUUCAGCUGCACAAACUGCUUGUGGAGCUAAAGCCAACUCCGGGAUUGAUGAGCCACGUGUGGAUGGAGUCGGGACUGCACCCUAUGGUUCUCUUCAGGCAUUUAAUCGUGGACUGGUACACGCCGGUCGAUCCCGUAUACCUUCGAUGUGUAGCUGAAUGGUUCAGGUACAUAAGGAUGUUUGGUGAAAAGCACCCAGAUGCAUUCAGCACACAUGAUGCGGCGAUCCUUUUGUUUCAUAACAAACCACCGGAAAACGUGGAACUCGGUAUCCGAAUGGUCGAGGAGUAUUACCAUGACAAACCGCUCGCCCAGAUGCUGCGUCAGAUGCACCAGGGUGUUGUCAGGGAAGAACUUGCCAAGGCUUCGAACGCGCUUCAUGCGAAGGCGAUACGGGACAGCCCAAGCAAGCCAAGUGUGCGGAUGUAG
Messenger RNA from Hyaloperonospora brassicae, 1674 nucleotides. NCBI's taxonomy places the organism in Eukaryota, Oomycota, Peronosporomycetes, Peronosporales, Peronosporaceae. The record is from the annotation of a GenBank genome assembly.